UCUUCCAUUUCGCAAGAUCGUCAACACCGCGUUACAGAAAAUAUAGCAUCACCUGACAUGGCAUCCCAAGCCGUCGAGAGCCACCGUGUGGGUGCGGAGAUAUUCCGCGGCGACGACGCCAUGUGCAGGAAGAAGUGCGUGGAGGUGCUGGAGGAGCUGGGCCUCCCCACGGGCCUGCUGCCCCUGGAGGACAUGGAGGAGUUUGGGUACAACCGCGCGGCCGGCUUCAUGUGGCUGCUGCAGAGGAAGAAGACGGAGCACACGUUCAAGAAGGUGAAGCAGACGGUGUCGUACGCCGGCGAGGUGACGGCCUUCGUGGAGCCGGGAAGGCUGAGGAAGAUCGCCGGCGUGAAGACCAAGGAGCUGUUCCUGUGGCUCAGCGUGGUGGAGGUGUAUGUUGAGAGCGUGACGGCCCCUGGUAAGGUCACCUUCAAGACCGGCACCGGUCUCUCCGAUACCUUUGACGCAGCUGCUUUUGCACUUGGAGAAUGAGUAGUUGUGUUGUGCUAUAUAUAGUUGCACAAGUCUGUGCCAGAUACUUAUAAACCGUUGCGAUGCUUGUAAGCUGUCCGUCUUGUUCCUUGCCUGAAUGAAUAAAAGUGUCCAGUUCCUGCCUGCCUCCUAUGCAAUUCAGCACUGCGAGACCAAAGGCAAAUCCUAUUCCCCCGAGCAAAUGCACAGCACUGAGGAGCUCUCUGUGCCGGCCAGCUGUUGGGCUGCCGAUUUUAUUUUCAUUUUAUAUUUCUUUUUCCCAUUUUGGUUUUCUUCACAAAAAAAAAUAU
Messenger RNA from Aegilops tauschii subsp. strangulata, 782 nucleotides. RefSeq lists its product as uncharacterized. The record is from RefSeq and is a predicted model, not a curated record. NCBI's taxonomy places the organism in Eukaryota, Viridiplantae, Streptophyta, Magnoliopsida, Poales, Poaceae.